AUUCUUCAUGAACAAAUCACACUUCUUAUCUUCCUCUGUUCUCUCUUUCUCCAAUCAUCUUCUCUUCUGUAAGAGAGAAGAAAAGUUCUGAUCACAGUUUUGGUUCUGAGGGGAAGAACUCUAAAGAUGAGAAACACUAGUGGCGGCCCCGCUCGGGGUCGUCUAUGGCCUCAAGUUUUACUUGCACUGGCUGUAGUCUUUGUAUCUUACAAUGUAGGAUCUGUUUCUGCUGAUCCAUACCUAUACAGUUCACCACCACCACCAUAUGUUUACAGUUCUCCACCACCACCUCAACCUUACACACCUCCACCACCAUCAUCUCCAUCUCCUCCACCACCAUAUGUUUACAGUUCUCCACCACCACCUUCACCUUCCCCACCUCCACCAUAUGUAUACAGUUCUCCGCCACCACCAUCUCCAUCUCCUCCACCACCAUAUGUAUACAAUUCUCCACCACCACCUUCACCUUCCCCACCUCCA
This is a messenger RNA of Papaver somniferum (opium poppy), 480 nucleotides long. Its product is annotated as leucine-rich repeat extensin-like protein 1. The annotation marks the transcript as partial. The transcript has a single exon. NCBI's taxonomy places the organism in Eukaryota, Viridiplantae, Streptophyta, Magnoliopsida, Ranunculales, Papaveraceae. The record is from RefSeq and is a predicted model, not a curated record.